AUGCAUUAUGUUUUUUCUAUAACAUUAGAGAAGGAAGUUAUAGACUGGAGGGACAAUAGAUCAAUUCUUGAAUUCAUAAGAAAAUAUCAACGACCUGAUGGCACCUCACCAGAUAAACUUGUCAACCCUUUUGGUGGUUCUUUUCCUCUCUGCAACCGAGAAAUUACCUUCAAUACUUUAUGGAAUGGCACUUCGGGAAGAAAUGGUAUUCUUUCACGUUUUCAUAGCAACACAUCAGAUCGGACCUCACAUCCACUUCCCUUUCUGGCUUGUGGACCAGGAACUGGAAAAAGCAGAUUCCUUGAAGAAGUGGCAAGAUUGUUGGUAGCAAGAGCCAGUGAAUCUGACAAUGAAAGUGUUAAGAUGGCUUUCUCCAAUAUAGUUGUGGUAAAUACUACAUUUGGAAGUGGAACUCCUGCAAGCAAAUUUGAUGUGGAAAUUGGAGGGGAAGCAGCAUUAGCUGUUCGACUCAUUUAUCAACAUUUCAUCAGUUGUAACAAUCCAAAGAUUAGUUUUGCAGACUUUAUAAUGAAUGGAGAUGUAAGCCUCCUCCGCUUAACUACUGCAAUAAAUAUAGUGGUUUCAGAAAUGACAUCAAACAUUCAUGUAUUUGUUCUUGGUAUUGAUGAAAUAAAUUUACUUUACUCAAUUGAUCAACAAACUCUUCAUCAAGUAGUACAUGUGAUUGGUGGACUUUCUUGCAUGCGUGGGAAUAUAUUUUUCAUACCAAUUCUAUCUGGAACUAUCCAAGGUCCUAUGGAGGAGCUUGUACAAGAAUCAACCUAUCUGCUUUUACAACUCCCACUACCUCUCCUUCCUGAUAAAGACAUGUUGUUCAUUGCAAGUUCACUUGGAUUUCCUAAUGAGUAUAUCUUGAAAAAUAAUGUAUUUCGAUGCUGUCUUACUGAUAUUGGUGGAAUGGCUCGAGCUAUGGAGUCCUUUUUCCAUCUCAUCAUUGAACAACAAACCUACAAUAAGAAUGACUUGGAAAUUACUGACAAAACACCAAUCAACUUGCUAAAUUGUGUUGAUAUUGUGGAGGUAAUGACUAAACUGAUAAUAGAUUUGACAGGAAAAUACCCUUUCAAAACAUAUUCACAAUUUGCAAUGCCAAUGCUGGCAAAUGCUAUUUUGGAAAAAUCAGUAAUGGAAUCUGAUGGCUUUAAUAUUAUCAGGCAAGAAGACACAAAGAAUAAAGAAUACUUUGCAACUUACAAGGAACUCAAGUCCGCAGGCAUCAUAAAUCUUGAAUCUGCUGAUAAUGGUACUGGAAAAUGGUACAAAAUCCGCUUGCCAUACUUGUGGCUAUGUAUUGUUGUUUCUGUAACUUCUGCAAAUUCACCCAUUAAAAAAUGGAUUUCAUUUAUUGAUCCACAACAACCAGUCUAUUGGCAUGGUUGGGAAGUUUUUAACAUGGAAUUUUGGGCAUUACGCCUAUGCCUCUUAUCAUUUAUUCAUUCUGAUGAACAUAUCAACCUGGAAGAACUCCUUUGUGGUGCCUCUUACAACCAGAAGUUCCCAAAUAUUAUGAUCAAACUUCCAAAAUACAAUUUGAUUACUGUGCACAGAUUGAUUGAAAAAUAUCCUGAUAAGCUCAAAGUCAGAGAUACAAAUGACAAUAUACAUGAAACUAUACAUAAGAACUCUCAUAAAGUGUUUGUAAAUGGUAAGGAAGCAAAUUGGGAUGGCUUUUCAUUCCUUUCACCUUCAGAAUAUAGUGCUUGCUUUCUUAUUGCUUUCCAGAUGAAGUACACUGAAUUGGAUUCAGAACAUUCUAAAAGAAUUAAUCAAGAGCUGAUUGAUACUGAAUAUAAGAAAGUGGCAGAGGCAUUUAAAAUAUUAAAACAAAAAACAAAAAUCAAGGAGUGGGUUUUUAUCAUUUUGUCUAAUGCCAAUCAGGCUAAUACCCUGAAAGUUGUGGAUCUUCCUGACAGAUGUGCUGUAGCUGAUCAAACAAAUUUUCAGGCUUUCUAUGGGUACACAUUCGCAAGUUGUGCACAAUUUUCUGCAGCAGAGAAAAUUGAGUCAGAAAGAAAAAGAAAGUUCUUUGAUACAAUGGAUGAUUUAUUGGAACGUGUUCCUAAAUUUCCUCGAUCAGAGAUCCAUAAUAAUAAUGUUGUAGUGCCAUGA
Molecule: messenger RNA, 2130 nt
Organism: Entrophospora candida
Lineage: Eukaryota; Fungi; Glomeromycota; Glomeromycetes; Entrophosporales; Entrophosporaceae
Source: the annotation of a GenBank genome assembly